Messenger RNA from Pecten maximus, 4133 nucleotides. Its product is annotated as centrosomal protein of 41 kDa-like. Lineage: Eukaryota; Metazoa; Mollusca; Bivalvia; Pectinida; Pectinidae. Gene Ontology annotation, cellular component: ciliary basal body. Gene Ontology annotation, biological process: cilium assembly; protein polyglutamylation. The record is from RefSeq and is a predicted model, not a curated record. The transcript is spliced from 11 exons. The coding region runs from base 612 to 1628 and encodes 338 amino acids.
UGUUUAUCAGACUGACUGGGUCAACAAUCAUUUCAGUCCUUUACUAUCUUUCUAACUUCUCCUUCUGAUUUUAACAAAUGGAAACUAUCUAUCUUUAAUAUUCUGUUUCCUGAGUGGGAUCCCAAAACGUGAUCUGGAAUUCCUCGUGUGUGCUGUCUCCAAGGUGUACAGUAUAAUUUGAGUGGCACUCCCACACAGUGUGUAUUGGCUGUCUCUGUACAUAGAUUGGAGUAGUACAGCUCCCACACAGUGUGUAUUGGUUGUCUCUGUACAUAGAUUGGAGUAGUACAGCUCCCACACAGUGUGUAUUGGUUGUCUCUGUACAUAGAUUGGAGUAGUACAGCUCCCACACAGUGUGUAUUGGUUGUCUCUGUACAUAGAUUGGAGUAGUACAGCUCCCACACAGUGUGUAUUGGUUGUCUGAGUACACAGUGUAGAGUAGUACAGCUCCCAUACAGUGGUUAGGGUGGCUGUGGCCUACCUGGAUACAGACUGAAUGGUUUUUUUCUAAACUGUUAUGGAGGAUCUAUUUGUGUUGUUGACUGGAAACAAUUGUGUCUUUUCAUCUUCUUAUUCACUCUCAGGAUAGAUAAGGUCAUUAAAACAUCAAAAUGCCCAAGAAAGGCAAUCCAUCAUUCUACAAUUCGAGUUAUAUGACUCCCAGGAAAGCACCUCCCAGACCAAGACUUUUCAAAGAGGAUCGUUUCAAACUUUCAGAAAUAUUGAAAGAGGCUGAGAAAGAUUACAAAUUAAGAAAGGAUGAAAUCUUCAAACGCAUGAAAGUGACAACAUUUGUUCAGUUGUUGGUACAAGUUGCUGAUUUUGAGCAGGAUGCAGAUUCACAAUACACUAAAGGUCAGUAUUCAGACAGGACAGACAUGGAUGGAGAGUACUCAGAUCGGCCAGAUACAGCCGACAGAGAAGUCCUGAAAAUCCAGGAGAAAAGUCACUCACCUCGCCAUACAGAUAGGAGUUCUGGUGCUGGAGACACAGAGAGAACUCGAUCCAAAUUACAGAAUGUUGUAACAGGUGUAGGAGAGAUUCGUGAAGAUAAACCUCAAUCAAUCCAGAGGAGUAAUGACUCUCCCUACCUGUUACUGGAUGUGAGAGAUGCUGAUAGUUAUAAACAGUGUCAUCUUAUAACAGCGAAGCAUUACCCUAAAACCAUGUUAUCAAGAUCUUACGACUUUGAGACCAAGGACAUGUUAGCAUAUAGAAACCAGCCUGGUAAAAUAAUUGUAGUGUAUGAUGAAGACGAGACUAUAGCUCAUGAAGUAGCCACAACUCUGGUUCAGAGGUUUUAUGAAAAUCUGUUUCUCCUAUCAGGCGGUAUGCGGGUUGCCUACAAAGCCUUCCCGGAGGGUCUGUUCACCGGUACUCCAAGUCAGAAAGUGACAGAGGCCAAAAAUCCUCCAACAACAGUGCUCAACUCCAGUAAAGACCGAUUCACUGAGGAAGACAUUGACAGACUUCACGUGUACCUCGACAGCGCCCUCUCCGACCGCAGUGUUGGUAGUCGGCUUUCCAAUGCCAGUACAUCAUCCAGUAGAAUAGGAGGAGCUUCACAGAUGUCCAAAGCUAGUAAGCCAGAAUGGGCGGUGAAGGGCCGCAAAGCUUUCAAACCAUGACCUCAUUUUCACAGUAUUAACAGAAUAUCUGAGCUGCUUGGUCGUCACAGGCAUGGGUAGAUUCACAGGGAAGUGGAAGUCAUCACUGGAGUCAGAAGUACCUCAAAAAUGUUUAAUACUAACUGAUAUAUGUGUAUGCACCUUUGAUGUGUGGCAAUAGACAGAGAUGAGGACCAACUUUCUAUUUCACUGUAUUGCUUAUCAUUUGUGUGAUAAUACAUCUAAAAUGAAAUAAAUAUUGCAAUCUUUUGUUAUAUUUCAAUAUUCACAGUUAAAAAAUAAAGUGAUUAUCAUUGCUUUUGUCAAGAAUUUGUUGGUCAGCAAUAUUGCUAGACUUUAUAUCAAAUGGUGGAAUCUGUCUACGCUUUGUUAAUCUAUGCAUUAGAUAUCACAAAAAUGAAAAGAAAAAAAUGCUCUGUAAAAUUUAACCUCCAAUUCAAAACAAGCUAUGAUUCUUCCUGUAUCCUGAUAACAAAAUAAAAUGGAAAAUAUUUGUCAAUGAGGCAUAAAAUCUAUUUCUUGGGAACAACAGAUUUAAUUGUACCAGAUCUUAAACACAUCAUCUGCCUUUGCAUGCUUUACCUCACCUUUUCUCCACUGUAGUCUAUAUGGGGAGUUUUCUGAGCUGCUGAUAGGACAUUCUGACCACAUUCUGUUGGUAAACUCCGUCCAUAACCCAUGUUUAUUGAAUGGGUAUUAUUAGGAAAUAUGUGUAUUGAAUGGGUAUUAUUAGGAAAUAUGUUUAUUUCAAAAGUUUUUAUUCACUUAUUUAGGUUUUAAAGUUUAAGUCUCAAAUCAAAUAUUGAUAUGCCAUUGAAUAUUACAUUAAAACAUGAGAGAGUAUGAAAGGUUUAAUAUUUAAUAGGGUGACACUCUGUACUUGUAUUGGUUGUUGUUAGCCACAUGAUACUUAAACCUAGAGUUUAUUGUUAUCGUAUCAGUGUGUGGAAUGUUCACUAUAUAUAUAAAGACUGAAAGUUGUAUAUUUUUGUAUUUGUGUUGAAAAAUAUUUCUUGUGUUUUUUACAAAUGUGUGGCCUUUUUAAAGAGAAUUAUCUCCCCUUACCUUUAUUUGGAUUUGCUAUACUGAAUGUCAUUCAUGAUAUUGUAUAUCACACUUACUACAUGAUAAAAUCAAACAUCAUUCUAGGCUUGACUUUCAAUAGCUUAUUUAUUAACAAAACUCAAUGUUUUUUAUCUGUCUUUCACUGCCAUAUGAAGAAAGAGUCUUAAAUUAUAGAGAAUAUGAGAAUUGUGUCUGUUCUGUGCUAAAAUGUGUGGAAGAUAGAAGUAGGUAAGAGAGUGAGUGUCCUCUAUUAUAGGGAGUAUUGGAAAUGAUACCCUUUAGUAUACAGUGAGUAUAAGAGGUGAGAAGUGAGAGUGCUUCUCUAUUGUAGAGUAAAUGAGAGAUGAGAAGCGUAACUGUUUAUCCUCUAUUACCCAAGUAUAAUGUAAAUGAGAGAUGAGAAGUGUAGCUGUUUAUCCUCUAUUACCCAGGUAUAAUGUAAAUGAGAGGUGAGAAGUGUAGCUGUUUAUCCUCUAUUACCCAGGUAUAAUGUAAAUGAGAGGUGAGAAGUGUAGCUGUUUAUCCUCUAUUACCCAGGUAUAAUGUAAAUGAGAGAUGAGAAGUGUAGCUGUUUAUCCUCUAUUACCCAGGUAUAAUGUAAAUGAGAGGUGAGAAGUGUAGCUGUUUAUCCUCUAUUACCCAGGUAUAAUGUAAAUGAGAGGUGAGAAGUGUAACGUUCUGUUUAUCCUCUAUUACCCAGGUAUAAUGUAAAUGAGAGAUGAGAAGUGUAGCUGUUUAUCCUCUAUUACCCAGGUAUAAUGUAAAUGAGAGAUGAGAAGUGUAACGUUCUGUUUAUCCUCUAUUACCCAGGUAUAAUGUAAAUGAGAGGUGAAAAGUGUAACUGUUUAUCCUCUAUUACCCAAGUAUAUUCAGUAGAUGAAAAGUCUGAGUCCUCGUCCUCUGAUGAAAAGAAGAUGAGAGUUGUAAAUGAGAAAUUCAGGUGUUUUGUCCUGCUUUUGAGAGCUGAUUUUGGAGAGUGAUGAUAUUUGAUGUACUUUUGUUUGUUAGUCCAUAAGUAAUAUCACAUUAUUAGUUAGGUUCUUGUAUCUGACCAAGCACAGAAAUAUGUGACUUGUUCGAGCCUCAUAUAAAUUACUGACCACACAUACUCCUUGGUAGUAGUUAAAUCCUUGUAAAGAUUUAUUUUUUUUUUACUUUUUUGAAAACACUGAUAUGGUUUUGAGACCUAAAAUGCCACAUUGGGAGAUCUCUAAAGUUUACUCUCCCAAUCUUGUCAUUGACAACAGCAGAAAAUAAUGCUAAAAACCUAAAUUAUUUACCUCAUUCUGUGACUGCAUCAUUGAUGUUGUUGUCACUAGCACUAAAAAACACUAAGCGACUGAUAAAUAAGUACAUGCAUUUGUUUGAAUAUUUAUGAUUUGUACAUACUAUCAAUGUGAGCAUCGCCUAUAUUGUCAAUAAAUAUCAUGAUGCAAACAG